CGUCCAAAUCUCGCGCGAUGAGAUUUGUGACGUUACAAUAGCUGUCCGGCAGCAGCCAAAAGAGCUGGACUUUGCUGAGGGUUGCGGGAGUUUUAUGCAGCCGCCCGGUGCAGCGGGAUGCAUUAAUAAAGAAGAGCGGGGCUGUCCCGCGUGAGGCGGGACUGUUGGCUGGUAGUGUGGAUCUGUGAGAGGCUUCAGCAAUGGAUGCAGCCACACCAGGAAAUGGAAUAAUAUCGGAUGUUGUCUUUGUCAUAGAGGGAACGGCUAAUUUGGGACCUUACUUUGAAUCACUGCGGAAACAUUACCUGCUGCCUGCAAUAGAGUAUUUUAACGGUGGACCUCCAGCAGAAACUGACUUUGGAGGAGAUUAUGGCGGCACACAGUACAGCCUGGUCGUUUUUAAUACGGUGGACUGUGCUCCAGAGUCCUAUGUCCAAUGUCACGCCCCCACCAGCAGUGCUUAUGAAUUUGUCCAGUGGCUGGACAGCAUAAAAUUUAUGGGAGGUGGAGGUGAGAGCUGCAGUCUGAUUGCCGAGGGGCUAAGCACUGCCCUGCAACUGUUUGAUGACUUCAAAAAGAUGAGGGAACAGAUUGGGCAGACUCACAAGGUGUGCAUCUUGAUUUGCAACUCCCCUCCGUAUCUGCUGCCUGCUGUAGAGAGCACAACCUACUCUGGAUACACAACGGAGAACCUUGUGCAGAAGAUUGGGGAGAGAGGAAUCCAUUUCUCCAUCAUUUCCCCGCGCAAACUGCCAGCAUUACGGACUCUCUUUGAGAAAGCCAUGCCAGUGGGCUUGAUUGAACCACAGCCUAAAGACUACAGCCAGGACCCUCGGCACAUGAUACUCGUACGUGGAAUGGUUCUACCAGUAGGGGGAGCUACAUCUGUUCCAGGAGUCAUGCCACCUAAACAACAUAUUUCUCAGCCACCGCUCCCAGUUGUUCCACCUCAGAUUGCAAGUGCCCCUUCGCAUCAGCUCCCACCUGUCCAGCCACCCUAUAUGCAGGUUCCUCAGCAGAGUACUUUGACUCCAGCUCAUGCUGCUGCCCAUUCUGCGGUUGAAGCUGCAAAGAAUCAGAAAAAUAGCCCCUCAAAUCGCUUUCUGCUUCCAAACCUUAAUCCGAUGCCAAAUGCACCAGCUGUCGGCACGCCGUUUAACCAACCACCUGCCCCUACACUGCCUCCGAAUGCUUCCGUACCCAAGAUGGUUCCUUCCCCUUCCUCCUUAAUGACUCCUGCUUCUCAAUCCAGUCUUAUCACCACGGUAACCACAGGUCCUGGACCAGCACCUGUACAACUACAGCAGCAGGGAGCUCCACAACAGCCUGUUCCACCCUCUAUGCCCAUAACAGGAGCUGUUGGGGGAGUCCAGGCCCCACAACCCUCUCAGCCUCAGAUUGGAACAGUACAGUUACCAUGCACACAGACCCCUGUUAAUGGCAAUAAAUUGCUGGCCUGGAGUGGGGUGUUAGAGUGGCAGGAGAAGCCUCGGUCAGUAUCUGUGGACAACAACGCCAAACUCACUCGCUCCCUCCCAUGUCAAGUUUACAUCAAUCCUGGAGAAAAUCUAAAAACAGAUCAGUGGCCACAAAAACUUAUCAUGCAGCUCAUCCCACAGCAACUUCUGACUACACUCGGACCACUGUUCAGGAAUUCCCGCAUGGUUCAAUUCCACUUCACCAACAAGGACCUAGAAUCUCUGAAAGGCCUAUACCGUAUCAUGGGCAGUGGCUUUCAGGCUGGUUGCGUACACUUCCCACACACAACCCCAUGUGAAGUGAGAGUUCUCAUGCUUCUCUACUCCUCCAAAAAGAAGAUCUUCAUGGGGCUUAUUCCCAACGACCAGAGUGGCUUCGUCAACGGUAUCCGACAGGUGAUCACAAACCACAAGCAAGUUCAGAUGCAGAAGAUUGACCAACAGCGAAAUAUGGGAGCUGUCCAAGGUGUUGGCGCUGGAUCUGUUCCUGCCAAUUCGCAAGGCUUCCUCCAAAAACAGCCGGGUACUCUACCAGUGGGACAGGCUGUAUCCCAGCAGAUGCAAGGCCAGCAGGUGGCUCCUGGAAUGCCCUCGAUCAGCCAAGUCGCUAUGAUGGAUGAGCAACAGAGAUCACAGAAUUUGUUACACAUUAGAGUGCAGCAGCCACAGCAAUUGGCCUCUCAGGCACCACCACAAGCCACACAAAGCUCUGUUCAAGCACCUGGGCAACCUCAGAACCCCCAGCCAGGAGCCAUGCUCAGACCACAGAAUCCUGGUGCCAACCCACAGCUACGCAACCUCCUCCUGAGCCAACAGCCUCCUCAGAGCAGCGUCCCUCAAACACAGCAGCCUUUGCACCACAUGCAGCAAGCAGCCCAGAGCAUGCUCCCACAUCAGGCCAUGGGCCAACAGAUGCAGCACCAGGCUCCAGGUCAGCUCCAGCUUCCAGGACAAAGUCUUAUGCACCAAACGCCUGCACAGCAAUGGGGUAACCAGAUGCAACAGCGAGCCCCAAUUCCAGGGACAUUGAUGAUGAGCGCUGGACCUCGAGGCCCCGUCCCACAGUCAGGACUACAGCAAGUGCAGGCCCAGAGUGUUAUGGAAGAUGACAUCUUAAUGGACCUUAUUUGAGGAUAAACUAAGGAAAUCCGACUGUACCAACUUCAAUCUUGAACUCAUCAUCUAUGAAUCAUCUCUUCUGGCUUUCUUGAUUAAUUAGAUUUGAUCGUCUCUGCUCCCUGUAGUCUAAGUAGGAAGCCAUAGAACUUGUUGAGACUCGUGGGUAGAGUUGCUAAUAAUUCUGUUGAAAGCUGCUUGGCCUCCUUGAUUUCUGUCUCCCAUAAAGGUUUGUAUAUAAUUCUCUCCUCACUGCUGAUUCGUCGGAGGGAUCAGUCCCUAUUGCAGGACAGACAAGGUUACGACUUCAUUCCACCAAACUGCUCCACUGUUGACUUGCGGGACUUUUUUUUUACAACAAACAGCAGACGUCUUUUGUUAUAUUGGAAAUUGAGCGUUUACAGGUAUAAAAUAAGCUAUACCAUAAAAAUAAAAUGUUUUAGAAAAUC
Xenopus laevis (African clawed frog) is the source of this 3043-nucleotide messenger RNA. It is a transcript of the gene med25.S, whose product is annotated as mediator complex subunit 25 S homeolog. Gene Ontology annotation, biological process: positive regulation of transcription by RNA polymerase II. NCBI's taxonomy places the organism in Eukaryota, Metazoa, Chordata, Amphibia, Anura, Pipidae. The record is from RefSeq and is a predicted model, not a curated record. Gene Ontology annotation, cellular component: mediator complex; nucleus; transcription regulator complex. Bases 201 to 2609 code for a protein of 802 amino acids. The transcript is spliced from 20 exons.